AUGGCAAAUCUAACGCCAGUUCACUUCUUUUCACAUGGAUCGACCAUGAUGCUUGGCGAGGAGUCCACAUCGGCCGAUUACUGGAAGAAAUGUGGUGAUGAAGCGCUUGCUCACGGCAUUAAGGGCGUCGUUAUCAUGGGAGCACACUGGGACGCCUUAGGAGACAAAGUUGAAGUCGCCAUGAAUCCCAAGCCUGGGAAAAGCCCCGUGGCCUACGUGAACCCAGCGAAAUACGUCGACUACAAGCUUGUCCCAGACCUCGAAACAGGUGAAAGAUGUAUCGAAAUGCUCGCUAAAGAAGGAUUCAAUGUUUCUGCAAAUACUACCUUCGACUGGAUCCACGACGUCUACCUGAUUCUGAUCCGAAUGUUCUCCGGUGACUGUCCACCUAGCACAUUAAUCUCAAUGAAUGCUCGCUAUGAUCCACACUUUCACAUGAAAAUUGGGGCUACUCUUCGCCCAUUGCGCCACGAGAAUUAUCUCAUCAUCGGCACCGGAGGAGCCGUGCAUAACCUUUAUCGAAAUCAAUGGGCUCCUAUGCUACGCUUCCGAGACAAUUUUGCUAUGGAGACACCCCCGGAGGACUGGGCUUUGGAAUUCAGACAAGCUGUGGAAGAUGUGCUUAUGAAGACGUCAGGCCCGCAACUGCGUCGGGCGAUGACAAGGCUUAUGAAGCACCCAAGAUUCAGGGAUGCACAUGCCACCGAUGAUCACUUUAUGGCAGCAAUGUUUGUUGCAGGAGCUGCAGGGGACUGGGAGGACGAGAAAGCGGAGGCAAUUUUGGGGGCAGAGAGCUGGGAGCUUACCAAUAUGUGUAACUCCCAGUUCACGCUGGGGUCUUGGAAAACGCAGAUAACUGCCUGA
This is a messenger RNA of Penicillium atrosanguineum, 864 nucleotides long. Its product is annotated as DODA-type extradiol aromatic ring-opening family dioxygenase. NCBI's taxonomy places the organism in Eukaryota, Fungi, Ascomycota, Eurotiomycetes, Eurotiales, Aspergillaceae. The record is from RefSeq and is a predicted model, not a curated record. The transcript is spliced from 3 exons. Gene Ontology annotation, molecular function: zinc ion binding; oxidoreductase activity, acting on single donors with incorporation of molecular oxygen; ferrous iron binding. The coding region runs from base 1 to 864 and encodes 287 amino acids.